CUGAAACCCACCCCCCAACCCCUGGCGGGAUGCCCUCUGAAUGUGUUUCCAAGCAGAAGUUGUAAGGUCAAGCAAAAUGAAUUAUCAAACAUCCACUCCAUACUAUGACAUUGAUUAUGGGACAUCAGAGCCCUGCCAGAAGGUCAAUGUGAGACAGGUCGCCGCGAGGCUCCUGCCUCCGCUCUACUCACUGGUGUUCAUCUUUGGCUUCGUGGGCAACGUGCUGGUCGUCCUCAUCCUCAUAGACUGCAAAAAGCUGAAGAGCAUGACUGAUAUCUACUUGCUCAAUUUGGCCAUCUCGGACCUGCUCUUCCUUCUCACUAUCCCGUUCUGGGCCCACUACGCUGCAGACCAGUGGUCCUUUGGAAAUAAGAUGUGCCAACUUUUGACAGGGCUCUAUUAUAUAGGCUUCUUCACUGGAAACUUCUUCAUCAUCCUCCUUACCAUGGAUAGGUACCUGGCUAUCGUCCAUGCUGUGUCUGCUUCAAAAGUCCGGACAGUCACCUUUGGGGUGGUGACAAGUGGGAUCGCCUGGGUGGUGGCCGUGCUCGCCUCUUUCCCCAGGAUCAUCUUCACCAGAUCCCAAAAAGAGGGUUCUCGUUUUACAUGCAGCCCCCAUUUCCCACCCAGUCAGUACCAUUUCUGGAAGAACUUCCAGGCGUUAAAGAUGAGUGUCUUGGGCCUGAUCCUGCCCCUGCUUGUCAUGAUCAUCGGCUACUCGGCCAUCCUCAAGACCCUGCUCCGCUGUCGAAAUGAAAAGAAGAGGCACAAGGCCGAGAGACUCAUUUUCGUGAUCAUGAUUGUUUACUUUCUUUUCUGGGCUCCCUACAACAUCGUCCUUCUCCUGAGCACCUUCCAGGAAUUCUUUGGCCUGAAUAAUUGCAAUAGCUCCAACAGGCUGGACCAAGCAAUGCAGAUUACAGAGACCCUAGGGAUGACCCACUGCUGCAUCAAUCCCAUCAUCUAUGCUUUCGUUGGGGAGAAGUUUAGAAGGUAUCUCUCCUUGUUUUUCCGAAAGCACAUUGCCAGACGCUUCUGCAAAUGCUGCCCAAUCUUCCAGGGAGAGCUCCCCGACAGAACAAGCUCAGUUUAUACUCGAUCCACUGGGGAACAGGAAAUCUCUGUCGCCUUGUGACCUGGACUAGGUUUUUGUACACAGCCUGGGGGUGGGAGUGUUGCUUUUAAAAAGGAAGUUACUGUCAUCUAGGGUCUAAGGUUCAUUCACCCAUCCGGCAUCUCUUUUAAGUAUAUUAGAUCAUUUGAAGCCAUCACUUCCAGAGAGUCAAAUUGAUAUACAUUGAUGACAUAGCAACCUUCUCAUGUCCCCACCACGCACAUCAAUUUAUUGGCAAAUCUCCCUUCAUUGCAAAAGCUCUUUAUAAAAAAAAAAAUCCUCUGAGAACUGCUGAUUCUUGAGUUUGGUUUCUUAAACAAAAAUAACAAAAUUAAUCAAGAAAUAUAUUUUAUAGUUUCAUACCUGCUCCAGGCAACAGGUUGCAAAUGGGCUUAAAGCAGGUCCUUGUCAGUCCUUGUCAUGAUGGGUUAGGAAAUAACAUCUUCUAAGUGCAAUUUGCCCUGCAAGGUGUGGUUGGUAAGUUCCACAGAUGUUCAGGACCAGGUGAGAACUGGGAAAGCUUCUUUGGUGAGAAGGGGAUCCUCUGUUGGGCAAGGGGAGGGAAACUGAGCUCCAGGUUGCAGACCCAAAACACUUGGAGUGGCUUGGCAGUGGAAGGACUGGCACUGGCUGGGCAGGGAAGGUAAGCCUGGACCAUGGGGAGCAUGCACAGCACCACUUGUCAAAGCCAGAGCAGAGAGUACCCCAGCAGCCAUUGCAGUGAGUUCAUUGCACGGCCAAAGGAUGGCCCAGAAAGGUGACAAUUUAGGACAGGGAAACCAAGAACAUGCAGGUGAGAUGAGGAGGCUUCCAUGUAGGUCCAGGCACCAGGGAUGGGAAGCAGAGAGUAUUUUCACAGCAUGUAGGGUGAGAGCGGAACUUAGGAUGGAUUUGGGUUUGAGGUAAGAGACAGAGAGGAGACAAACAGAACCUCCAGGCAUCAAGCAUGCAGACUGGAGACGCCCUAAGGAAGACUUCAAGCAUGGAAAGAGGAUGAGGUUUAGGUCAAAACCAGGAGGGGCUGGUGAAAGAGGAAGGAUCUGAUUUUGUGAGGUUGAACAUAGCCUUCUGUAGACAGAACCUGGGCUGUCUGAGUGGCUGCUCCUGCCCUCAGAGCUGUCCUUUCCAGCCCAGCUCCAACAACGGGGUGUCUCCAGGAGGCUUGGAAACACUAGAUUUAUGAAUGCGUGAGUCUGAGGUCCAGGAACAAUUGUAGGUCCAAUAUGAUUUCCAGGUGAAGGCUGACUGCAUAAUGAACUGCCAGAGCUUUAUAAGCAUUAAACUAAGAGGUCCUGACAUAGAGAAGGAAGCCCGAAUAACUACGUUUCUGGCCUCCCAGGACUCACCACGACGUACACAUUUUUUCAGUAGGCUGAGGGCAGAAGGGACAGAUUGAUUUGGAAACAGGCCGCCUCCUGCUUAAUCAGUCACAAAAAGCACAGCUUGUGGACCUUUGUGUUUCAGGCUGAGUGUGGUGGCUUUAGACACUCCUUCCAGCUGCCAUCUCCAAGACAAAUCGUCCCCAAACACUAAGGGAUACGUUCAUGUCAGAGACAGAGUCAUGACUUCAUGUUCUGCGGUUGCUACUUUUAUUGUUUGGUACCUGCCUGAGGUUGUUUUGAAGCUAGGAAAUAGCUCAGACCAUUUGGAAAAGAUUAGGUGAUGGAUCAUAAAGGAGUGAGAGUCGCUCAAGAGUUUAAGGUGUGAGAAUCAUAAGAGGCGCUGCGGACUUUCCUCAAGCUCUGAAAUACGAAAUGGGAGGGCAUGGGUGUCAAUGGGGAGCAACCAGAGGUGCUCUUAAGGUUGUUUCGAGGGUGUAAGUAUCAUAUGACCCUGGCCUCUGGGUUAACUCAAAGACAUUCUGAUAUUUUUGUGUAUGGAUAUAUAUCAUACAUGUAUGUGAUGAUCUUAUGUACAUAGAGAGUUACAAAUUGCU
This is a messenger RNA of Nyctereutes procyonoides (raccoon dog), 3050 nucleotides long. RefSeq names its product C-C motif chemokine receptor 5 (gene CCR5). NCBI's taxonomy places the organism in Eukaryota, Metazoa, Chordata, Mammalia, Carnivora, Canidae. Gene Ontology annotation, cellular component: cytoplasm; membrane. The transcript has 2 exons. Gene Ontology annotation, molecular function: chemokine (C-C motif) ligand 5 binding; C-C chemokine receptor activity. Gene Ontology annotation, biological process: G protein-coupled receptor signaling pathway; inflammatory response; chemotaxis. Bases 41 to 1135 code for a protein of 364 amino acids. The record is from RefSeq and is a predicted model, not a curated record.